UCGCAAUGGUGUAUACUACAUAAAUAUACGUAAACGUAAAAGUGCUUUUUGUGUUAUAUUGUAAUUAUCGCUUCUCGCUCCUCCUCCAGCAAUGCGCUAAUGGCAAGAAAAAAGAUCAGAUGGAUGGAUGGAGCUUUUCUUUAUGUGUUCUUGGUCAGUAAUUUCAUACUAAGUAAAUUCUCUAUAAUCCCCUGUCGUCUGGUGCUCCUGGCUGCACUCCUGCUGAGCAGAGAUGCUGACGCUCUGCAGGUGAUUGGUGGAAGUGUGACAGUGGUUCAAGGAGGUACGGCCAUCUUACCAUGUCAUGUCACUGAUACCAAUGAUGACCUGACACAGAUUACCUGGCAAAGGAAGACGAGAGAAAAACCUCACCAUGACAAUUUUAUUACUAUCCAACCCAGAAAUGGACUCCAGUUUGUCAAUGGACAUGAUGAUAGAUUUAAAUAUGUCGGAAUUUUUAAUGACAAAAAUGGAACUCUCCAGUUAUCCAAUGUUACCCUGAUGGAUGAAGGCAGCUACACGUGCAUCUUCACCUUGUUUCCCGGUGGAAAUCAGAAGACUGAGAUACCUCUAAACUUGCUCGUGCCUCCUUUCACACACAUCAAGGACAAUCUUCCCACUUUGGGCACAGAAGAGGUUUUAUUUGCUACCUGCACGGCUGCUGGAUCGAGACCUCCCCCAGAGGUGAGGUGGCUCACUGAUGCUUUGGCAGACAAAGUGAGGACAACAACAAACUCCACCCAGUAUGACAACGAUACGACUACCACAGUCAGCUCUCUGUUUGGCGUUCCUACAAGAGAGAUUAACGGUCACAAGGUCCAGUGUGUCAUCAGUGGUGACUCCCUGGCUAAGGAAGAAACCCUGCCCUUCACCAUACAGGUCUACUUCUCUCCUACAGAAGUGAACAUUUCAGUGAUUUCAGAAGACUCAUUUGAGUGUGUGACAGAAGCCAACCCAAAUGCAAACUUUACCUGGAGCAGAUCUGGCCAGUCUUUCCUGGAGUCUGCUGUCAAAGAAGAGGGUGCAAAGCUACAACUGCUGAGUCUGACCGCUUAUCUAAAUGGCCUCUAUGAGUGUGAAGCAGCUAACUCAUAUGGAAUAAAACAUGGUCAACUAUAUGUGCAUGUGGCAUCAGGAGCAUGCUCUGCUGCUUGGGCCUUAUUUGGUCUUUUGCUUUCCUUGAAUGUCAUUGGAGCUACAUGGUUCUUUUAUAAAUCUGGGUGUUUUCAAAAGUGCUUAGAACAAUAA
Molecule: messenger RNA, 1248 nt
Organism: Neolamprologus brichardi
Lineage: Eukaryota; Metazoa; Chordata; Actinopteri; Cichliformes; Cichlidae
Source: RefSeq, a predicted model, not a curated record